Messenger RNA from Pantherophis guttatus, 5023 nucleotides. NCBI's taxonomy places the organism in Eukaryota, Metazoa, Chordata, Lepidosauria, Squamata, Colubridae. The record is from RefSeq and is a predicted model, not a curated record.
CGCUUGGUUUCAGAAACAAGGUAUCCAUCGCGCCUGCGCAGUGGACGCCUUCGAAGACUUGGUACAAGAGUCCAAAGUUUUUUGUAGUGCUGAUGUCAGCCCUCCCGCUGCUUUGCGAGUCAGCUUCAGCGGCGGCCAAUGUCAGCUUCCGGCAUGUUGGGGGCUAAAAUGGGAAGAAACAGCCGCACUAUAUAUCAUCUGUGGAAAGGCCUAUGUUCGCCGCUGGAUAUCGGCGUCGGCUCCUUUCUCGGUCCCCGGGCCUUCCCUCAACUCUUGCGACUUCCCUCCUGUUCUGGCAGUUUCCGGGGACUGCAGCAGGGAAACUGCCCCCAUCCAGGUGCUGAUACAGUGAAGCCACUUGAUGGUGUGAGAAUUCUUGAUCUAACAAGAGUACUUGCAGGACCUUUUGCCACUAUGAACCUCGGGGAUCUUGGAGCUGAAGUAAUCAAAGUGGAAAAACCAGGAUCGGGGGAUGAUACUCGAUCCUGGGGGCCACCAUUUGUUGGAACUGAAAGUGUCUAUUUUCUCAGUGUAAAUAGAAAUAAAAAGAGUAUAGCUGUUAAUAUGAAGAAGGCCAAGGGAGCAAAGAUAAUUAAAGAGCUAGCAGCUGUCUGUGAUGUUCUUGUGGAAAACUAUAUCCCUGGAAAACUGGCUGGAAUGGGUCUGGGUUAUGAUGAGAUCAACAAAGUUGCUCCUCAUAUUAUUUACUGCUCAAUAACAGGCUAUGGUCAGACUGGUCCAAAAUUUCAACAAGCAGGUUAUGACUCAGUUGCAGCUGCUGUUUCCGGACUCUUGCAUAUCACAGGGCCUGAGGGUGGUGAGCCAGUUAGGCCAGGAGUAGCUAUGACUGACCUUGCUACAGGAUUGUAUGCAUAUGGAGCAAUUAUGGCUGCACUUCUUCAACGACAUAAAACAGGGAAAGGAAUGCACUUGGAUUGCAAUCUGCUUUCAUCUCAGGUUGCCUGCCUUACUUAUAUAGCAAGCAAUUUUCUAAACUGCAAAACAGAAGCCAUACGAUGGGGUACUGCACAUGCAAGUAUUGUACCCUAUCAGGCCUUCAGAACAAAAGAUGGAUAUAUUGUAGUAGGAGCAGGAAAUAAUCAACAAUUUGCUACUGUUUGCAAGCUUCUCAGUUUGCCUGAAAUCAUUCAUGACCUCAAGUACAAAAAUAACCAGCAGCGAGUGGUAAAUAGGAAAGAACUUAUUGGAAAAUUGUCAGCCAGGUUCUUGGAAGAAGAAACCUCCAAAUGGCUAGACCAUUUUGAGGGCAGUGGAGUUCCAUACGGUCCAAUCAACAGCAUGAAGCAGGUGUUCUCAGAUCCUCAGGUUCUGCACAAUAAACUUAUGAUGGAGAUGGAGCAUCCAACAGCAGGGAAGAUUACUGUUCCAGAUAGCAUUGGAUGAAACAGAUUAUCUGGACCCUUUUCAGUCCGGCUUCAGACCUGGCUACAGCACGGAAACUGCCUUGGUCACGCUGAUGGAUGAUUUCUGGUGAGCCUGAAUCAUUCCUCUAUCUUGGUGCUACUUGACCUCUCAAGUAGGCUUUUGAUACCAUUGACCAUGGUAUCCUUCUGGGGUGACUAAGAGAGCUGGGAGUGGGAGGCACCGUGUUGCAGUGGUUCACCUCCUAUCUCUCUGGUCGAUCACAGUCGGUGCUGGUAGGAGGACAGAGGUCGUCCCCUAGGGCCCUCAUCUGCAGAGUGCCUCAGGGCUCGGUCCUCUCUCCCCUCCUAUUUAACAUCUACAUGAAACCACUGGGUGAAAUCAUCCGACGACACGGGGUGAGAUAUCAGCAAUAUGCUGAUGAUACCCAGCUGUAUAUCUCCACCCCUUGUCAGUUCAGUGAGGUGGUAGAUGUGAUGUGCCGGUGCCUGGAGGUUGUGAGGAUCUGGAUGGGGGUCAACAGGCUCAGACUUAACCCAGACAAGACCGAAUGGCUCUGGGUAUUGCCCCCUAAAGACUAUAUCAAUUGUCCAUCCUUGGUUCUGGGGGGAGAAAAAGUGUCCCCCUCAGAACGGGUCGCAAUUUGGGUGUCCUUCCAGACUCACGGCUGAGAUUGGAACAACUUCUGACAGCUGUAGCUAGCGGGACCUUUGCACAGGUUUGUCUGGUGCACCAAUUGCGACCCUACUUGGAUCAGGAAGCUCUCCUCACAGUCACUCAUGCCCUUGUCACCUCACGGUUGGACUAUUGCAACACGCUCUACAUGGGGUUACCCUUGAAAAGUGUUCAGAGACUACAGUUGGUCCAGAAUGCAGCCACGCGAGUUAUACUGGGUGCACCUAGAUACACCCACAUUACACCAAUUCUCCGUGAGCUGCACUGGCUCCCUAUCGGACUCCGGGCACAGUUCAAGGUUGGUUAUUACCUUUAAAGCCCUACAUGGCUCAGGACAAGGCUAUCUUCGAGACUGCCUUCUACCACAUAGCUCCCAGCAACCAGUAAGAUUCCACAGAGUCGAUCUCCUCCAGGUCCUGUCAGUUAAACAAUGUCGGCUGGCGGGGCCACAAGGGAGGGCCUUCUCUGUGGCUGCCCUGGCUCUCUGGAACCAAUUACCUCCUGAAGUCCGGACUGCCCCCACCCUAUUGGCCUUCUGGAAAGUGGUGAAGACCUGGCUCUUCUGGCAGGCCUGGAGCCGUUGAUCUCGUUAUAGUGAUCUUUCGAGACCCGGCCACAAAUUGGAGUGUAUGUGUUUUAACGUUUUAACGUUUUAAUGUCUUCUUUUAACUUUUGUAUGGGAUAUUGUUGUAUUGUUUUAUUCUCUGUUGUAAGCUGCCCAGAGUCCCUCGGGAGUUGGGCGGCAUAGAAAUGCGACAAAAUAAAUAAAUAAAAUAAAAUAAAUAGGAGAACGACUCCAGUGACCAGUUUAUAUUUUUAAAAAGAGAAACUUACCAGAGUAACAAGGUAUGUUUGGAAUCAAGCCAAACUAAAGUGCCAAAUUCCUGUGUUUUCAAUAAGCCUCAUUUGCUCACAUUUUCUGCCUAACAAUCCUUUUGAAAUAUCGAUUGGUGUUCAGAGCUAUAACAAGGUGAAGCAUGGCUACAAUAGAAAUGUUGCCUAUUGCAAUUUGUUUUAUAGGAAGGAUCCCUGAAGAAAAAAGCAAGAAAAUAGACAACAAUAACCUCAGAUGUUGUUUUCUUCGACUCAUUUUUGCUAUCAUGGAUUAUUACCAACAUGUAGGAGGAACUCUAGAAGUUUAUUGAUAUAUAUUUAAUGAACUGUUUUUUAUAUUUUUUUUAUUCAAUACAAUACAAUACAAAGACAAACAAAAAAACCACCACCUACAAACCCACCUAACAUUUUACAUUUACGCUUUUGUCAUCAACAGAAUAUAUGUUAUUGAGCUUAUAUAGUUUAAUAAAGAGUAGUUAUUAAAUGUCUAAUUCCAAUGUUAUAACUUUUCACUACAAAUUUACAUUUCUUAUGGGUUCAUCUCCUUGUGAAAGUCUUUACGCUAAUUUCUGUCCUCUACAUUUUUGCUGAUUUUCCUUUCCAGCCAUUGAUACCAUUGGUGCCAUACAAGAUAGUAUUCGCUUUCUUCCUUUUCCUGGAGUUCCAGCGUCAAUCUGUCCAUUUCAGCACACUCUGUUAUCUUUGCAAUGAUUUUGUCUUUGGAUGGGAGUUGGUCUGAUUUCCAGUUUUGGGCGAACAGUAGUCUUGCUGCUGUCAAGAUAUGUGUGAUGAGAUACUUCGUUUCCUUAAGAUGUUCUGCCGUUAUCAUGCCAAAUAGGAAAAAUUCUGGACUGUUUUCUAUUUGAAUGUUCGUUAUUUCUUCAAUAAUAUUUUUUAUAUCUUGCCAAUAGUGUUGGGCUUUCCUACAUUUCCACCAAGUGUGAUAAUAUGUUCCCUUUUUUAAUUUACAUUUCCAACACAACGCCGAAGUGUUUGGGUAUAUUUUGGCAAGUCGGGCUGGUGGUAAGUGCCAUCUAUAAAACAUUUUAAUGAGGUUCUCCUUGUAAGAUGUGGCUCUUGUCAUUUUAAUGUUCUGCUUCCAUAAUUUCUCCCAGUCAGCCAAUUGAAUAUUAUGUCCUAUGUCCCUGGCCCACAUUGUCAUAUUAUGUUUAACUGUUUCUUCUAUUAAUUUGUCUCUCAAAAGGUAGUUAUAUGUUUUAGUAAUCAUUUUCUGGUCUGCUCCUAAUAAAAUUCUGUCCAGUCCGUUCAGAUCUUUUGCAAUUCCAUAUUUGAUUUUAUCCGCCUUGUAUCUUGAGUAUAUUUGAGUAUAGUGCCACCAAUCAAUAUUUAUAUCGCCAUUUUGGAGUUGAUGUCUUGGAGUAAGUUCUCCUUCAUGAUUCAGUAAAUCUUGGUAUCUCAUAAUCUUUCCGAUUUCAAGGGUAUUUGGAAAUAUCAAUGCCUCCAUCGGGGACCACCAUUUUGGUAUUUUAGUAUAAUAGGUUUUCUUAAUUCCCUGCCAAAUCUUGAAGAGUGAGGCCCGAAUUAUGUGUCUUUGGAAGUACAUGUGUUGUUUGUCCGGUCCAUCCCAUAGGAACACGUGCCAUCCUCGAAUGAGAUCAAAGCCUUCUAGAUAUAACAUUCUUUUGUCAUCUAAUCUCAUCCAUUCUUUGAUCCAGGUCAAUCCGGCUACUUUAUAAUAUAGCUCCCAGUCUGGUACUGCGAGGCCUCCUCUGUCUCGUGUGUCUUGUAGCGCUUUAAUCUUAAUUCUAGCCUUCUUUCCCUGCCAUAUGUAGAUCAUUGUAAUUUUGUUGAGAUUUUUGAAGAAGUCCCUUCCUGGAUGUAAUGGUACUACCUGGUAUAGAUAUAGUACCCUCGGUAAUAUAUUCAUUUUAAUUGAACUGAUUCUGCCCAUCAAUGACAAUUGUAGCCUAUUCCAGAUUUCCAGGUCUUUUUUAAUUUCUUUUAGUAAUUUCGUGUAAUUGUCUUCUUUGAUCGUGGUUGCUUUCGCCGUCAGCCAAAUACCUAAAUAUUUUAUCUUCUUUACUAAUUGGAUUCCUAAUUCUUCUUCUAAUUCCAAUCUCUGAGUCUGGGUCAUAUUUUUUGUCAUUAUUUUUGUUUUUUGUUUGUUUAU